Aspergillus clavatus NRRL 1 is the source of this 1359-nucleotide messenger RNA. RefSeq lists its product as uncharacterized. The record is from RefSeq and is a predicted model, not a curated record. The transcript has 3 exons. The coding region runs from base 1 to 1359 and encodes 452 amino acids. NCBI's taxonomy places the organism in Eukaryota, Fungi, Ascomycota, Eurotiomycetes, Eurotiales, Aspergillaceae. Gene Ontology annotation, molecular function: ubiquitin protein ligase binding; protein-macromolecule adaptor activity. Gene Ontology annotation, biological process: ubiquitin-dependent endocytosis. Gene Ontology annotation, cellular component: cytoplasm; plasma membrane; cytosol.
AUGGCUCUAUCUACCUUGCUGACCUCGGACGCUCUGAGUGUCGUAGGCGGGAAGCUCCGCGAGCGAGACGAGGAACGGAAGCUGAGUAUCGAUCUGAGUCUGACUGAACCGGCAGUCUUUCUUCCCAGGGGAACGAGCAAUAACCCUGUCGUCCUUCGCGGCUGCUGCGUGUUGCAUGUGAAGCGACCACUCAAGAUCAAAUGUUUGACUGUCACUCUUGAAGGCUUUUCUUUUGUGAGAUGGCCGGUUGGAUUGCGCGAGGUGGGAUCAGUCGUGGAUCGUUCGUUGAAGUUGUUCAAUUCGUCGGAUCCCAACUCCAGAUCCAAAGGUCGAUUUACUCCAUUUGAUGGCGAUGCCCAGGAGCCUGAGAAAGUGAUAGCAAGCGCCACAGAGACCAAAAUCCGGCAGAGGAAGUCUAAUAUGUUGCGCCGGGCUGUGAACAAGCUUCGUUCUCGACCCCCUAGUGACCCAGACGCCUCCUCGAGCUGGUUCUUACCUGGCACAUACUCGUUCGACUUUGAGAUGGUCUUGCAACCGAAGCUGCCGGAGUCCAUUGCAAUCAACUGCACUAGGGUGUGGUACAACCUCAAGGCUCGCGUGGAGCGCCAUGGGAUAUUGCAUCGUAAAUUUAGAACCAAACAUGAGGUUACCGCAAUCCGCUGCCCGGUGGAGGACUUCAUUGAUGACAGCCAACCAUUCAGUUUGGUGAGAAGCUAUGGAGGACUGAUGCACUUUGAGAUCAUGGUGCCAAGUCAGGGUGCGCCGCUGGAUCACCGUCUGCCUCUUGAGUUCAGAUACACCGAGACCGAGGGUAUUCAUUUUCAGAAACUCAGGAUCUUUGUGGUCGAAGAUACACGCUACCGAAUGAAGGAUGGCUCGCCGGCUUGCAAGGGACCGUAUAAGCGUUUCUUGCUCCAUGAGACGGUCAACCAGACCACUGACUCGGAAGAAGUUGAGGAGUAUUAUCCAGAUUCGUUGCCUCACCCUAAUCUCACACUCACUUCCUCGCCAUCUUCUACCACGCCUUCAUCUUCUUCCAAACACGAGGAGCGUCCCUCCACAGGUGGUGGUGCUCCAGUCGAGAUUGACCUACAGCUUCCAGCCUGCAUGGCCCAUUGUGGAAACGAAGGCAAAUACAUGCAUCAUGAUGCGGACUACAAGAAUGUGCAAGUCAGCCAUUUCUUGGAGUUCGUUAUUCACCUUCUCGUCGACACAGAUCCCGGACCCGGCAGGACGAAGUCAUUUACUGUUCAUACUCGACUGGCGCUACGAUCUUGCUUUGCGCACCCAGAUAACGCAUCUCUGCCAGCUUACGCUCGGAAUGAUGGGCUGCCUGGGUAUUCCUUAGCCCUUAUUUGA